AAUUCACUGAGGUGAGUGCUUCAUCGUUCCACCCCGAACAUCCUCGUAAACCCGCCAUUUGCACCUAGAAAACCAACCAUCAUGCCGGCCGAGAAGUCGAAGCCGCCUCCUGAUGAGUCGGUUACCUACGAUUCGGGAAACAGCAAUGGACCUCCAGACCUGAGACUUUUGCACUACAACGAUGUGUACCACGUCGAUCCGUCCUCCGCUGAACCCGUGGGCGGUGUGGCUCGGUUCAUGACCCUCAUCAAGCAGUAUCGCGAUGAUGAGACGUUCAAGGGACAGUCUGAUCUGCUCACCUUUUUCUCGGGAGAUGCGUUCAAUCCAAGCUUGGAGAGCUCGAUAACGAAGGGCGAUCAUAUGGUUCCACUUCUCAACAGUAUUGGUACAGACGCUGCGGCACUAGGUAACCACGACCUCGACUUUGGUGUCCGCCAGUUUAGGCACCUAGCGUCGAAGUGCAAAUUCCCAUGGCUUAUCGCCAAUGUGCUAGACCCUGCUCUGGGCGAGAAUGUGCCGAUUGGUAAUGCCAAGAGAACACAUAUCAUCACCUCGUCCAACGGGAUCAAAGUCGGUCUGAUUGGAUUGGGUGAGCGGGAAUGGCUGGCGACAAUCAACAGUCUCCCGCCUAAUCUUAUCUAUAAGUCGGCGAGCAACACGGCCAAAGAACUGGUCCCUCGUCUGCGUGCUGCCGGCGCCGAGAUCAUUAUUGCCCUGACGCAUAUGCGGGAGCCAAACGACAACAAGCUCGCCGAGAACACUGACGGCAUCAUCGACAUCAUCUUGGGCGGUCACGAUCACUACUACAACCACAGCUUGAUCAAGGGUACACAUGUCCUCCGGUCCGGCACCGACUUCAAGCAAUUGUCUUACAUAGAAGCACGGCGGCGCCAAGACAAUUCGGGGAGGUGGGACGUGAACAUUACACGGCGAGAUGCCACAUCGGCCAUCCCGGAACACGGUGAAACCCUUGAGCUAGUCGCGAAACUGACAGCCAGCCUGAAGACAACGCUUCAAAAGCCCAUCGGCUAUACUGCCGCGCCCCUUGAUGCCAGAUUUAGAACGGUCCGGCUGAAGGAAAGCAACAUUGCCAACUGGGUCUGCGACAUCAUGCGGCAUCACUACUCGGGCGACUGCUGCAUUAUAGCCUCGGGAACGGUGCGAGGGGACCAGAUUUACCCGCCAGGACCGGUUCUCCUCAAGGACAUUAUGAAUUGUUUCCCUUUCGAAGAUCCGGUCGUGGUGAUCAGAGUCACCGGGAAAGCAAUCUGGGACGCCCUAGAGAACGGCGUGUCUCAGUACCCUGCCCUCGAAGGUCGCUUCCCGCAGGUGUCUGCCAUCGCCUUCAAAUUCGACUGUAGCAAGCCGCGUGGCUCUCGGAUCGUGACGGCCACCAUCAACAAUGAGCCCAUCGAUAUGGAAAGAAAAUACGUCCUGGUCACCCGAGGCUAUAUGGGUCGCGGCAAGGAUGGCUACGACUCCCUGCUGAUAGAAGCGGAGGGUGGUCAAGCCGAGGAAAUCGUAUCCGAGGAAAACGGUAUCCUGAUCUCGAUGAUGCUUCGCCAGUUCUUCCUGUCCAUCCGUGUCAUGGGUCAGUGGAAGAACUGGGGCAACGCCAUAAACCGGCACUGGAACAAAGUGUCGGAGAAGGUCAGCGCAGCGCAUCCUCUCAUCGACCCCACUCCGCAGGCGACUCCCGUCUCGCCGUCUGUGAGCAAGGCUCCCGGCUGGGACAACUGGACGCCUAAGAAGCUGCGGGAGCGCAGAUCCAGUGUUUUGCUGCUCCACGAGUCGGACGAUGAAAGCGAAGAGGAGGCGGAUGAAGAGGCGGUCGGGGAUGUCCAGGAUGUGGAGAAGCAGCUGCAGAUCAUGCGGAGGGUGUUUGGCAAGUGGGCGAGGCUUGCGGGUGUGGAGUGCAAGGUUGCGGAUGAGCUGAACGAGGAUGAGUUCGAGGUCGACUGGACGAGAGCCAUUGCGCCGAGACUCGAGGGCCGCAUCGUUAUGAUUGGUGGCGAAGUUCCGAAGUGAAGUGAGGCGGCGGGGGGUACUUUGACGACUGAUGACAUUGGCACGAUAGAUGAUGCAGGGAAAAGGGGCAUUGAAAACACGAUUGUUAAAUACUUUUACUAGGGGGCAGUAGAAAUACAUGAUCAUCCUUACGUUCCCA
This is a messenger RNA of Pseudomassariella vexata, 2167 nucleotides long. RefSeq names its product flagellar associated protein. The record is from RefSeq and is a predicted model, not a curated record. The coding region runs from base 82 to 2028 and encodes 648 amino acids. Gene Ontology annotation, biological process: nucleotide catabolic process. Gene Ontology annotation, molecular function: hydrolase activity. The transcript has 3 exons. NCBI's taxonomy places the organism in Eukaryota, Fungi, Ascomycota, Sordariomycetes, Amphisphaeriales, Pseudomassariaceae.